AUUAUUUUGCAAGGCUGCUGGGAGUUUUUAAGCUGUGUGAGAAUCCUGGGAGUUGGUGAUGUCAGACUGGUUGGGUCAUUUGAAGGUUAGCAGCCUGGGAAGGGUUCAUAGAAAGUUCACUCGCAUAUAUUAAGCAAUUCAAUCUUUCAUUCUGUGUGACACAAGUAGUAGGAAGUGAGCUGUUCGCAGGCAGAAGGAUCUAUUCACUGGCAAAGGGGGAUCCAGCGCUCCCAGCAAAGCCUGUUUUCUCAGCAAAACUUUGAGGAUUCGCAGGAUACAACAGAUACUCUCUCUUCGAGGAAACCCUGAGAGACACAGAGGCUUCGGACAACAUUCAGGGAGCAGAUGGAUAAGAAGUGAAACUUGGAAUGCUGUUUGUUUCCCCCUCUUAUUCUGCGGGAUUGGCUGAACACAGCCUGGAAAAAUGGUAAAUGAUCAUUUGGAUCAAUUACAGGCUUUUAGCUGUGUUGCCUGUCAUAAUUCAUGAUUCUGGUCUGGGAAAAAGACCAACAGCCUGCGUGCCAAAAAAGGGGGCAGAGUUUGAUGGAGUUGGAUGUACUUUUAUAUGCCAUUUUCCUUCCACACCUAGAGGAAGGCACUUUUGCAGACAUACUGUAGAGGGGGGAAUCAUGUUUGACUGUAUGGAUGUGCUAGCAGUAAGCCCUGGUCAAAUGCUGGAUUUCUACACUGCAAGUCCGUCUUCCUGCAUGCUCCAGGAGAAGGCUCUGAAAGCAUGCUUCAGUGGAUUGGCACAAACAGAGUGGCAGCACCGGCGCAGUGCUCAAUCAAUUGAAACUCAGAGCACCAGUUCUGAGGAACUUGUUCCCAGCCCGCCUUCUCCACUUCCUCCCCCUCGUGUAUACAAGCCUUGUUUUGUUUGUCAGGACAAAUCUUCUGGCUAUCACUAUGGUGUCAGUGCAUGUGAAGGAUGUAAGGGUUUUUUCCGCAGAAGCAUUCAGAAGAACAUGGUUUAUACAUGUCACCGAGAUAAGAACUGUGUUAUUAAUAAAGUCACUAGGAAUCGCUGCCAGUACUGCAGACUACAGAAGUGCUUUGAAGUGGGAAUGUCCAAAGAAUCUGUCAGAAAUGACAGGAACAAAAAGAAGAAGGAGCCUUUGAAGCAGGAGCUUAUGGAGAACUAUGAAAUGACAGCUGAGUUGGAUGAUCUCACAGAGAAAAUCCGGAAAGCCCACCAGGAAACUUUUCCUUCACUCUGCCAGCUGGGUAAAUACACUACGAACUCUAGCGCAGAUCAUAGAGUUCGACUGGACCUUGGGCUUUGGGAUAAAUUCAGUGAACUAGCUACAAAGUGCAUUAUUAAAAUAGUGGAAUUUGCAAAACGGUUGCCUGGUUUUACAAGUUUGACCAUUGCAGAUCAGAUCACACUACUUAAAGCCGCCUGCUUGGACAUCUUGAUCCUUAGAAUUUGCACAAGAUACACCCCAGAACAGGACACUAUGACCUUUUCAGAUGGCCUUACACUGAACCGAACACAGAUGCACAACGCUGGAUUCGGUCCUCUGACUGAUCUUGUAUUCACGUUUGCCAAUCAGCUCCUGCCCUUAGAAAUGGAUGACACGGAAACAGGCCUGCUUAGUGCCAUCUGCUUAAUCUGUGGAGAUCGUCAGGACCUUGAAGAACCAGUGAAAGUGGAUGAGCUACAAGAGCCAUUACUGGAGGCUCUCAAAAUAUACAUACGAAAGAGAAGACCCAACAAGCCUCAUAUGUUUCCAAAGAUACUAAUGAAAAUCACAGAUCUACGUAGUAUCAGUGCAAAAGGUGCUGAACGUGUUAUUACAUUGAAAAUGGAAAUCCCUGGAUCAAUGCCUCCUCUUAUCCAAGAAAUGUUGGAGAACUCAGAGGGACAUGAACCACUGACACCAAGCUCAACUGGGACCACAGCGGAGCACAGUCCUAGCAUCUCCCCAAGCUCAGUGGAUAACAGCAGUGUCAGUCAAUCCCCACUAGUGCAAUAAGACAUUUCCUGAAUACAUUCCUAACACUUUAUGUACAGGGAUGACAUGCAACAACAACAUUUUUACUGCUGCUUAGUUUCUGGACAUACACAAACACUAAAAUCCAGCAAGGACCAAGAGAUUUUCAUAUGAAUCCAUAUAUAUGUACACGUGCGCACACAGACGCCUUGUAGCUUAACUAGAAAAGACAAACUUUGGAAAUGCUAAAUCAAGCUAUUUCAUGAAAAAAUACUAGUUAAGCUUCAGUUGUUUCUUCUGAACAUCCAAGAUUGCAAGGUGAUAAGAGUGAGCUCUUAAGCCAGAGGUUAAAAUUAUGGUCAUACCAUUUCUGAUAACUUUGUACAUACAGCUAUAUGGGUCUGUACUUUCUAUACUGGAUGUUUGGUGCUUUCCUUUUUCCCUUGCGCAUACAAGAUGUUCAAGACAACAUACUUAGAAGAUGGACUGACUCACACAUCCUGGUGCAUAAGCUCUAAAAGAAACAUUCUAAUUUAGUUAGGAUGAAAACUCAUCAUUGCUGUUUUUAUGCCCUCAGUUUGUAUUUCUUUCUCAGUAAAAACAUAUAAAGAAAUUCACUGCACUAGCAGAAGGAACUUCUGUAUAAGUGUAACUGCCAGAUCAGUUAUUUGGAUGUUACCUGUUCCACUGUUAAUGUCACUUUAAAUUUACAAAGGGGUGUAUUUGGUUGACUGCAUUUAAAAAUAAAUACUAAAUUUUUAUGUCAAUUAUAGCCUUCAAGGCAGAAACACUUUCCAGUGUUACCGGUUUUAUUUGCUGUUUACUUGUUCACAAGCUGUUAGGUAAAGUUCGUGGAAUAAUGACCAGGCAUACUCACUACCUCUGAAUUGGUGGCACUAGCGAACAAUACCCUGGAGGUUCUACAUGCAGCCCCCCAAAUCAUACUCUCUGGCAUCACUAGAAGACCCAAAAGCAGAGGAGAGAAUCCGCCGCUAUUGACUUGGUUAAUCACCAUAAAACAGAGUGAAAAAUGUGGUAGAGUGGUUACUUUUUUUAAAGUGUCAGUUUCUUAGGUUUCAUUUAAAAGCACUAGUGGAUUUUUUUUAUAUAUAUAUAUUCUAGCAAGUCUGUGAUGUACUUUCACUGGCUCUGUUUGUACAUUGAGAUUGUUUAACAAUGCUUUCUAUGUUCAUAUACUGUUUACCUUUUUUCCAUGAAAUCUCCUGGCAAAAGAAUAAAAUAUAUUUAUUUUAA
Messenger RNA from Heteronotia binoei (common prickly gecko), 3188 nucleotides. It is a transcript of the gene RARB, whose product is annotated as retinoic acid receptor beta. Bases 432 to 1976 code for a protein of 514 amino acids. Gene Ontology annotation, cellular component: transcription regulator complex; nucleus. Gene Ontology annotation, biological process: regulation of transcription by RNA polymerase II; retinoic acid receptor signaling pathway; cellular response to corticotropin-releasing hormone stimulus. The record is from RefSeq and is a predicted model, not a curated record. The transcript is spliced from 8 exons. Gene Ontology annotation, molecular function: zinc ion binding; nuclear glucocorticoid receptor binding; RNA polymerase II cis-regulatory region sequence-specific DNA binding. Lineage: Eukaryota; Metazoa; Chordata; Lepidosauria; Squamata; Gekkonidae.